Molecule: messenger RNA, 1518 nt
Organism: Paramecium primaurelia
Lineage: Eukaryota; Ciliophora; Oligohymenophorea; Peniculida; Parameciidae
Source: the annotation of a GenBank genome assembly
AUGUUAAAUCUAAAAAAGAGAUAUUAUCCAUUUUCGUGGUUAUUAGGAAUUUUGCUAAUUCUUUCGAUUUUCUAUCAAGAAUAUCAAAGUCUUUCUUACACAUCAUAAAUGAUUGUAUUACUCUUAAAAUCACAUUAUGAAGGUUUUAGAUUGAAUAUUUUCUUUUAUGCUUUAAGUUUACUAUUAGAUAUGUGUAGAUUGUAGAUACUAAGUCUGGCUGCACUUAUUCUAUAUUUUUAUUUGACCCACAAGUUAAACAAUUACUAUCUGCCAGAUGGAGGAAGUCCUGUUGGUCAUUUAUAUUUGAAGGGAGGCAUUCUUAAUAACUACAAGCAUAUUCCAGAAAUGGCAAUAUAUUAUCCUGCAUCAUUGGAAGAUUGUAAAAAGCGUAAAAAAGGAUUCAAGUGGCUAAAAGUUAAGGAUUAUGCAAAAAAAAUGGAUGAUACAGCUAAAAAAGAUGUACGCAGAAAAAGGAGAGUUCCCUAUCUCUUUUUUAAAAUUGUUGUUUCAUAAUUCUAUAAGUUUAUGAUAAAUGUCUAUGAAAACGCAUAAAUUGACAUAAAUUUUGCAGAAACAUCGACCAAUUUUGCUAAAUUUUCAGUCAUUGUAUUGAGUCAUGGAUUAGCUUCACAUUGUGAUGGAUACUCUGUAGUGGCAAGAUAUUUGGCAUAAUAAGGUCAUAUUGUCUUUGUUCCAGAACAUAUAGAGAAUAUUCGGAAUAUUUACCUAACUAAUGAAGAAAAUAGAGAAUAUAGAAAAUUGUAAUUGUUAGAUAGGUAAUUAACUAUAUCAUUCUAAAAUAUAGAAUCAAUGCUAUAAAGCAAGUUUUAGAUAUUAUAUAUGAUGAAAAACUCUUUUCAGAACUUUUCAAGCAUCCUGAAAAAAAGAUAUAACCAGAUUUUGAUUAGAUUUCAAUCAUCGGACAUUCUUUUGGUGGAUCGACUGCUUAUGCAAUAGCUCAAACUGAAAAGAGAAUUACAGGAGCAUGCAUUUUAUAUGAUCCAGUAUUAAUUCCCUUUAUAACUUAGUGUCUAUAUAUCUUCGAUUUUGAAGAAAAGAUAAAACUACACAUUCCAUUGAUGAGCAUCAAUGCUGAUGACUUCUAUAGGAGAUUGUAUUCAUUUAUGGAGAAUGAUUAAAGAUUGGAGAAGGCAUUUCAAUUGAUUGAUGUAAUAAAAUGCUUUAUUAAAGGGUCCUAUUUCUGAUCAUUGCGCAAAUAUUUAUAUCAAAGAUUAGCAACAUGCAGAUUUUUCGGAUAUCCCAAUUAUUUGGAAUGGUGAAAGUGGGCUUUAUAGUAUAUCGAAAAAUGUUCAUGAAGUGCAUUUAAGAUUUGGAAUGAUAUUACUAUUGACUAAAAUAUUUUUGGAAGAGUCUAAAUAAUAUCAUAAAAUUAAACAUAAUAAACAGAUUACAAAUGGUAAUGAUGAAUUAAAAUCCAUAAUUCUAAAAGAAGUAGAAAAGAAUUUUGGCAAUCAGAGUUUAAAAUUAUUGAGAUGGUAAGCAGUUCCAAAUGAAUGA